AUGACAUCUCAUGCAUUCGCAGCGCUUGCACACAUCCCAAUCCUUGUCCUCCCAGUGGGCCCGAUACCCCGUGCUGUCUUUGAGAAGUAUGCGGCGGAGAUCAGGACGUUUGAUUCAAUUCGCUUAGGUGAUAUACCUGCUGGCAUGAAGGAUGAGCGAGCCCGUUUCAUGCCAAAUCCACUUUCCAGUGGUUAUCUAUAUCUGAGCUACCCGUCCCAUCCUCCUCCUCCUCGCCAUCUGCCGCUGUCUCUGUUCCGACCGUCUCACUUCACGCUAGGCAUAAUCGGUGUCGCUGCGUGUUCCUCCUCAUAUUCCAUUGCUUCUGCUGUUGAGCAAUUCGAGAAUACUGUGCUUGACAUCUCUCCAGAAGGCUCGACAUUUCCACUGGCCAAAGUCUGCUUUGCCUUUGAGGAUGACGAAAGUGCUGGGAGCACUGGUCUCGGAGACACGUUACCCGGGAUUGUGUCCAUUCCGAGCGUAAUGGGGAACAAGAAACUUUAUAUUGGUACUCUGCUUGCGGAUUUGUGCUCUCACAUUCUAGCUGAACUUGGUCGUGUGUAUCAAGUUCUGGAAAGUCCCGUAGGAAAUGAGUAUUUGAAUUCUGCCCUUUUCCCGACACUCCCUUCUCCCUCUGAGAUGCCGCUUCCUCUCAAUUCCGGAAAUCUCGGACUUCUUGCAUACUCAAGCCAGCCUGAGCUCGAUUCAUCAGGCCUCGCAACACCGAAUAUCCAGAUCAAACGUAGCUCGACUGCUGGACCCGGUAUCAGUCACACGGCAUCCUUUAUCCACCGGCAAUCCACACUUGGUCCCCCAGCGGUCAAGAAACGCGCCAGUGCAAUCGGUGCCGUUUCUUCGCAUGGUAGACUCUACAAGGUUCUUGGUGAUUUCUUCCUGUUGGCUGGUAGGACAGAAGACGCAUCGUUGUGGUAUGCAGAAGCUAUCGUGCUGUUCAAGACCGGGCAGGAUCCUGUAUGGCAUGCCUCCGUUUUAGAAGGGAUGGCAACAGUUUUUGUUCUAGAUGCAUGGUCGGUUGGCCAAGGCUUCCAAUCCUCUGUUAGCAACAACGGUAACAAGGAACCUUGGGCCGACAUAUACGAGCAGCUAUCUCAAGCUGUAGCUCUCUAUCACAAGGCUCCUGUGCCUUCUGAACUUAGCCAGGAUCAUUCACUUCUGGCUCUGACAUAUUGCACAGCUGUCAUGCGCCAGACAUCCCUCCUUUUCUGCAUCUGGUCUACCAAAGGAUGGGGUGCAUUAGCCUUUGCUUCAAUGCUACAACCAGGGUCAACCUCAUAUAUGCAAAAGACGACGUCUGAUAGUUCCUGGGCAAAUUUGGAGCGCUUGAGUAUCGUGUCAGGCGUGUCUCGUUCGCAGAUAGCGAAUGCCGUGUCCCAAGCACACGGUCCAUGGUUACUGCACCUUGGUCCUCACGAGCGGCUUACCAUUUUGCAAUCUAUGGCCAACAUUUAUUCAUGCCUUGGAUACAGGCGGAAGGAAGCCUUCGUUCUGCGCGAAGUCACCAGCUGCAUCAUGGAUCUCAUUGUUUGUGGUCGGGAAGAAAAUGACCUCCUGCGGAAAUCCGACGUUGGAAGCGCAAGCAUAGGCAAUCGCUCCGAGAAUGGCGAUGAAGUUAACAUGGUCGGGAAAGGAGCUGUUGGUGUGCGACCAAACGAGAUCCUGGAAGGCAAUCAGAGCAUCCUGGUACUCCUCAUUCGUGCCUGCAAGGUCCUUGGUGUUGAUCUGGAAGCGGUCGGUGUGGCAAAAGCAGCAGAUACCAGCAGCGAAGUAGAAAGCGGGGACAGCAACAGACCUUCGACAGAGGACUUAGAAAGCUUGGCAGAUGCGGCAAAGGAACCCUUCGGGUGGUCAGAGCUUCAAGUUGGAGUUGUUCGCGAGGCUAUUGCUGUAGCAGAGGCACUUCCUGAUCCGCUCGCUGUGGCGCGAAUAUCACUGUCUGCAUUAAGAACAAUGCACUCAGUGUUGGCCAGUAGUGAUCAAUAUCAUCUGUAUCAAACUGCUGGACGUGCUCUCGCUGCCAUGCGUCGACGCGGUGACGCGCCUGCGGUCGAGUACUGGGCCGGACACCCUAUCAUGAGUCUUUCAUUACUCCCGUUAGCCUUGCACCGCCUGCCAAUUGAAAAUCUAUUCUCCAUGUUGACUGCAAAAUCAUCCACCACUGAUUCGCUCCUUAGUGGGAUCACUGACCCUUUCUUAUACAAUCCCCGGAAAUCAUCAGGACCGCAGGGCAAAAACUUGAUUGUUCAAGGUGAACCUAUUGAACUCACGAUCACCAUACGCAAUCCUUAUGUUUUCGAUCUGGAAAUCCAAAGUAUCUCGCUCAGCACAACUGGUGUGGAGUUUGAAUGCAGUCCCGUCUCAGCGCUCGUCAUUCCUCCCAAUACACUUUAUCCGGUUACCAUCGUCGGCACUGCGAAAACGCGAGGAACUUUGGUUUUCCGAGGAUGCAUUGUUCAAGCUCCUUGGGGAACCGCAAGAGAGUUUCUAUUACCUGUCCCGACUGAUGCCGAUCAGGAUCUGUUUGCACGCCGUCAAAGUGCUGUGAAAUGCGAAAGCGGUCGCACCAAGUAUUGGGGCCUUGACUCUCGUCCAUGGGAGAAGGAUAGGAGACGACUCAGCACACUCCCAUCCCUUAAGAAACAACCUCAAUUUUUACAAUGUGUCGUUGUUCCUGAGCAGCCCCUCCUCCGAAUCAGAUGGACAUCGCUCACACAUGGAGCAGUCAUGCUGUACAACGGCGAAGAAUCGACCAUUCGCUUGACUUUGGAGAAUAUUUCUGCGUUGCCGAUCGAUUUCCUUCGGUUAUCUUUUGAAGACUCCACUAUUGGUCCCGCACAAGAAGCUCUGUCCGAGGGAGAACUAUCCGUCUUCGAAACAUAUGAGACAGAAUACGAUCUUCUGCACCGAAAGGCGUUUUCAUGGCGCAAUGACAAGGAGAUUACCAACAUUUUGCCAAAACAAAAGGUAAUCCUUUCUGUGACAUGUGUAGGGAAAGUUGGAUGUGCACAUGGUACCGUUCAUAUCUCAUAUUCCCAGGUCAAUCGAGAACACGAGGAACAGGUUCCCGCAUCCGAGGUGUUUUACACUCGGCAGUUGUCAUAUCCUGUGACCGUGACUGUUUACCAUAUGCUGGAGUGUCAUGAUCUGAGGCUCAUACCAAUGGUUGAUGUGGACUAUGAUGACAUCGGUCACCGGACUAGCAAUUCCGUGACACAACUCCUUCCAGAAGUCGACGAUCCAGCAGAAUGGUGCUUGUUUGCGAUUGACGUCCGCAACACAUAUGGACUCCCGUUUGAAGUCACAUUCGAACGUGAACAAGCUGGAACGAAAAGUGCAGCUGUUCCAUCGACCGUUCCUCCAGGGUCAAUGUCACGCAUCAUGCUUCCGGUUAGGAAGUUUAGACUAUCAGAUGAUCAGAUUUCGCAACCCAUACCGACAUUAUCAGACCGUCAGUUCGUCGUCGGAAAGUCCAAGCUGUCUAUAGAAGAGGAACAAGCUCAACGAGAGCUGUUCUGGUAUCGUGAAGAGCUACUCAAGAUCGUUUCUGCUCGAUGGAAAGAGACGAAUGGCGAUAGACACGGAGAUCUCUCGCUGCGACAGCAACGGAUGACGCUCCCGAUGUUAAAGGCCUUGCGGACAGACGUGGUGCAUGUUGACUUGACCUUAAUAGUGGACAGCCAGGACAGUUCACCCCAAGAACUCGAUUAUAUUGGAGGCAAAUACAUUGCUAGUCCAAACGAGAUGCUCUACCUUCGCGUCGAGGUCACUAAUUCAUCAUUAUCGUCUCUCACGAUGGCACUAGACUUGUUCUUUGAUCCAGCUGAACACGUCCUUUCGGAAGGUGUUUUAUCUAAUAUUGCAGUAGGGAAACUGGAAAGCGAGGAAACCAGGGCUGUGGAAGUCCCACUGUGCUUCCUCUGCGCUGGUCGUUUCGAGAUUGGGGCGGAAGUUCGGGUAAUGGGAGCUCCAAAGGACAGUCGGGCAGGUGCUAGUAGACUUUGCAUCUCUGUUAGAGAAGAUGGAUAG
This is a messenger RNA of Suillus clintonianus, 4041 nucleotides long. Its product is annotated as TRAPP II complex. Lineage: Eukaryota; Fungi; Basidiomycota; Agaricomycetes; Boletales; Suillaceae. The transcript has 15 exons. Bases 1 to 4041 code for a protein of 1346 amino acids. The record is from RefSeq and is a predicted model, not a curated record. Gene Ontology annotation, cellular component: trans-Golgi network.